This is a messenger RNA of Serendipita indica DSM 11827, 921 nucleotides long. The record is from the annotation of a GenBank genome assembly. NCBI's taxonomy places the organism in Eukaryota, Fungi, Basidiomycota, Agaricomycetes, Sebacinales, Serendipitaceae.
AUGCCGACCAAGCAGGCAAAGUCCAAAGCCGCCUCUUUUGAUCCUUUCAUCUCUCUUGCCCAAGUCGUGCAUGGUAUUGGGCGUUUCAUCGUCGUAGCCUACGUCGCAAAUGCAGACGACGACCCAUUAGCGACGCAACUCGAGGACCUAGGAUUUGAAUUACCGAACUUGGAUGGAAAGAGUAACGGAGAUGAAAGUGGAGAGCAAUAUGUCGUGUUUGAAGUUGGUCAACUCGGCGCUUCACCUUGUUGGUGGAGUGGCAAAUGGACGAUUGCGGAUGUACGAGCAAUAGCCGUUACUGGAGGCGUAGACGCGCAGCAACAUAUCGUCGACGCUGCUGCGCAAAACUUUUGCGAGGGGAAUCUGUACAUUGGUGGUAUCUUACAGGGAGAUGAAGCGGAGAAAGAGAGCCUGACGCAAUCCUUGACGCAAACGCAAACGCAGACUCAAACGCAAUCGUCAAAGAGCUCGCCUACAACUGGACCCUACCUUAGUAUAAAUCCUGCUGGAGGUGGUGCCUCUCAUCGAAUCGCACUCCACGCACUCUCGACUAAAGACGCAUCUGAACGGGUUACAAACGUCCUCUUCGCCAUCUUCUCUCACAUAUCCACUCAAACUCACGAACCGGCCCAUCUCUUUCCGCGCCCUUCAUCAUCGACAGCAGAAAGCGAAGAAGAGGCACGGUUAGGGAGAUUGGCAAGGGAGAAUGCGGCAAAGAAUGAGGAACAGAUGGCUCAAAUGCGCGAGAUGCAAAAGAAGAUUGACGCGCUCGAAGGCAAAACGAUCACUCAGCGACCCGUCCCAGGUCGCACAAAGGGUAUACCUCACAAAAAGCCACGAGCUGUCCAAGCACAAGAGUUUGGCGACAGCGACGAGGACGAAGGUGACAAGGGUCCCAAGAAGAAAAAGUCGAAAAAGUAG